GGCGAGCAAGCGGGGGCGUGGCCGGAAGAAGGUUCAUUUCAAAGAGGUAAUAGAUAGUUUUCUUACCCAAUAGAAUUGCAAACGAGCCUCCGAAACCGGUAGAGCUCGGGAGUAAGGGCGGUAGAAGCCAAUGGGGACUGGGAAGGGCGGGCCAGGGCCGGCCGAGCGGAAGUGGGUCUCCGUGAGGCGGUGGAGUCCUGCUUGAGCGGGUCUCCUUAGCGGCUGGUGGCGGUGGUACGUCCUUGCUCGAGCUCGUCGACUGUGGCGUCUGCCUGAUCGCACCAACUCCAAAACUUGGAAAUAUUGGACAUCUAAUUGACUCCAAAUUGUAAGCCACAGGAUGAGUACUCACAGGGCAUGAAAGAUUGAGAACUUUCAGCCUCCCAAUAAACCUUGGUGUAUAUCACUUACUUUUCUGUGGAUUGAAGCCAGAGAGCACAAUGAGUACAAGAAAUCCUCAAAGAAAGCGGCGUGGUGGAACAGUAAGUUCUAGACAAGCCCAGAAGCGAACUCGGGAAACAACUUCAACCCCUGAGAUUUCCUUGGAAACAGAACCCAUAGAACUCGUGGAAACUGCUGGUGAUGAAAUCGUGGACCUCACCUGUGAAUCUCUAGAGCCUGUGGUUGUGGACCUCACUCACAAUGACUCUGUUGUGAUUGUUGAAGAAAGGAGAAGGCCAAGAAGAAAUGGGAGGAGGUUACGCCAAGAUCAUGCUGACAGCUGUGUGGUGAGCAGUGAUGAUGAGGAACUGUCUAGGGACAGAGAUGUAUAUGUGACUACCCAUACUCCUCGAAGCGCCAGGGAUGAAGGAGCUACAGGACUCAGGCCCUCAGGUACUGUCAGUUGUCCAAUCUGCAUGGAUGGAUACUCUGAGAUUGUACAGAAUGGGCGCCUCAUUGUUUCUACAGAAUGUGGCCACGUCUUCUGUAGCCAGUGCCUCCGUGAUUCCCUUAAGAAUGCUAACACUUGCCCAACUUGUAGGAAAAAGAUCAACCAUAAACGGUACCACCCCAUUUAUAUAUGAAAUGUUCAGAACUGCUCAGGAUAGACCAAUGGACAGACAGCCAGGCUGAGCUUUCUGCAUGGUAUCUGCCUCCAGUUUCCUGAGCUAAAAAAGACUUUCAAAAAUCAAUGUCUGAUGUAAACUGCUCUUUUGUUUUCCAACCCCUUAGAUCCUUUUGUUUUCUCCAGUUUGAUGCUAUCGAGCGGGAUCCUCCCAGGUCAGCUUAGCAUCUUUGCUCCUGGGUAUUCUGAGAUGGGAGUAGGAGAAAAGGAGUCAGGCACAUUGGAGUUUGAGUAUUGUGGCUCCAGCCUCUUUAUGGAGCUUACAUGUUGGCCAAGAAGUUUCCCUGUUGGGAAAGUUUGCCCCAACUCUUCUGGGUACAGAACCUUUCCAAGGUAUCUGCCAGUUAGCUAUUCUGCCUGCCACACAGUGACCUGGCCAGACAUAGUCCAUCCAACCCAAGGAUCCCAGUACAGAAGCCGGCCCUGAAAAGCCCUGCUGGUGGACUUUUAUUUUUCUUUGGAGAGCAGAGGUGAUCUGUGAUUCUACCUGUACCUUAUCAUUGAUGUGCAGUGUUUUCUGCAAAUCAAGAGACCCUCUGCAGGGCAGCCAUGUUUCCUAAGAAUGAGAAAGUGCAAUAAAGCCCCUUCUUCACCUGCUCUUCAGCAAUCCGGAAGAUGUAGCACUGCUAGUGUCCUCAGCCCAGUGUUGCCUAUGGGAGCAGUGCCCAUCGCACCCCAUCUCUGUUCACCAACUGUUCUCAGGAACCCUACCCAUGCUCCAAAGUUCUUUGCCUGGCACAGAACAUUCAAGGCCAGUAGGACAAGGAAGUUUUUUGAGUGUUCUCUCUUUUCUGCUAUGUCCUGUUUUGUCCACAGUGCUCUCCAACCCUCAGUUUUUCAGUUCCCACUGCCUAAUGUCUGCCCAAGCAUAGAUACCAGGAGGUGGUAGCAGUAACAGUGGCCUUAUCAGCUGUUCACUUCCAUGCUUUUACCCAAGUCACUGUUGCCCAUGUUUCAGAGGUGUUGCCCUACUCAGCCUGCCACUACCCUGGCUUUCCCACAGCCCUUGAGUAGAUCGAUAUUUCCAAAGCUGUUCUUCUGGCCAAUUGGGCUUCGAUCCUCUGGACUUUUGACUGCUUUGACGGAUUUGAUCAGCAAAGCAUGGUGCCUCUUCCUCCCCGUGGGACCACAUAACAAUCCCUGCUCCACUCCAUAUGUGUGGGAGCCUCUUGUGCUCUCUCGGAGGCAGUGAAGUGGUAAAUUGCCCCUGGGGACACAAGGCACAGGGUAGCUCAUAGAGGAUAGGCCUUCAGUGCCAGCCUGCCUCCACCUCCACGCUAUUUCCUCAGAGGGUUUCAAGCCAAACCAAUAGCCUUUUUGUGUGAAACAUCCUUGAGGUGGGAAAGGGACCACUGGAGCUUUGCUAGCAAUAACUGACUUUCAGUUUACUAUUCUGAUGGAGCAGGGACUCAGCACAGAACUCACUUUAAAUGGAGCUGAAGGAGUGUCCCUCCUCUAUGUGAAAAGAAGAUAGUUUUAUUCUUUACUCUGACUUUUUAAACUGUUUGACUUCCAGUUAGUUUUAAUGAGAGUAGUAAUUUUUUUACAUGGACUCAGAGGGUAGGAGCAUUAGCUCUCAUCAUUGUAAUGUGUGGAGUGUGCCCUCCCCUUGGAUGUCACAGCCAUUGAGUUCCCUGUGGGCCUCAUGGACUUGCUCUUGUUAGUUCUAAUGAUAGCCAGACUUAAAGGAGCCAAGGUGACCAUGCAGCCAGUUCACCAGUAAAUAUGGUGACACCCACUUAAAAAUUCAUUAUUUCCUUAAAGAUGGUUUAUGAAGUUGAUCAUAAAAGUUCUAUUACUUCAUCCUAAAUUAAAUUGAGAAAAAUAUGUGUUAUAGUUCUACUAAUCAGAAGCUGAAUUAAUAGGAAAAGGUUGGUAUAGAAAAAUCCCUUUCCUUUUUCCUUAAUGUAUAUAGUUUAACUCUUUGUUACAUUUAAACUAUGCUCAUGGAUAUCAGUCUGUUUUGGACUCCUGCUAGUGUUAAAGAUGGAAAUAAAGCAAUUUGAACCAAGUUUCUCUCAUUCAUUAAUUUGAUCUUUGGAACAUUUUACCUAAAAGUGUAUGGUGUUCAUUCAGUGUGAUUUAUACCUGGUGUGGGCAGGGAAUUACUGCUCAUCCAGAAGAUGACAUUCAUAUUGCUACAUCCCAGGCCUGGGAAUGUCCAAAAGUAGUCUACUGUGAGAAGUAUUGCUCGCUGGAAAUACAAGUUCCAGAGUCUUUGUUAUGAACAUCACUGGCUAAAAUUGUCACACUGCUCCUGACCACUCGCACAGAAUUUGUGCUGCCUGUGAGAGUUAACCCCAAAGUGCAUGAACAUACGCAGCCAUAGGAAAGCCCUGCCAGAGAAGCUAGUUGGGUGUGACUUGUAUUGCAGGCUAAACACCUGUCAUGUAAAAUCUUAAUAAAAUGUUUUAGGUUUCUUUUGUUUUA
Messenger RNA from Myodes glareolus (Bank vole), 3496 nucleotides. Lineage: Eukaryota; Metazoa; Chordata; Mammalia; Rodentia; Cricetidae. The record is from RefSeq and is a predicted model, not a curated record.